AUUCGGAGGGCGGAGUCUACCCUCUUUCUUUCUCUCUCGAAUAUGUUCGUUUUUCUUAAAAUAGUUUAAUUUAAUGACACGUCAGGCUCCGAUUAUCCUGCUAAGCAAGCCACGUGGAUACCUCACAAAGGCCUAUAAAUACCCCCAGGGGCCACCUCAGAAAGGUCUUCCUGGAGUGCAAGUGCGGACUGAAGAAGGACUUCUGGUCUGGUGCAAUUACAUUGGCGCCGUCUGUGGGAAUCGAACUGAAAGCUUUCUAGUUGCUCUUCCAUCAUGGUUUACACUCGAUCAGUCCGAGCUGGUCCCAAUUGUGUUCCCUCCUGUUGAUCAGGUAGAAGGAGGAGAUGAAAACCAACCUCAUGCCUCAGCUCACAAUUCAACUUCCACUGCCAACCAAGACGUAGUGACAGCUCAGCUUGCUGCCAUGCAGCAACAAUUCGCUCCACAACAGAAUCCUCAACCGGUUCCACCUGCUCUUGCUAUUAGCGAAUCUCAGGGUCAAUCCCACAUAACACCUGCUCAACAACCCAUCCCUGAUGAUGUUACUCGCCGCCUCGAUAGCUUGGAAAAGCUAGUAGCUGAACACCGAGGUGCUCCACCACCACACCAUGCUGUUGAUUCUAUACCUCACCCUCUGAAUACCAACAUUACAUUGGAAACCUAUCCUGUUGGCUUCAAAAUACCACAACUGGAGACUUAUGACGGGACGAAGGAUCCCGAUGAUCAUUUGCAUGCUUUAUACUCUUGCAUGCAAGCUCAAAACGCCUCUGACGCAUUGAUGUGCAAGAUCUUCCCCUCUACUCUCCGAGGUAAUGCCCGAACUUGGUAUUACAGUUUACCUCCGAGGUUAAUUAGCUCUUAUACAGACAUGGCAUCUGCCUUUGCCACUAAGUUUUCCAGUAGAAGGUUGAUUAGGAAAACUACUUCUGAGCUGAUGCGAGUUAAACAGAGGGAUGGAGAAUCUCUGAAGAACUAUAUGAGUAGGUUCAAUGAUGUAGUUUUAGAGGUUAGUUCCUUUGAUCAAGCUGUGGGAAUUGCAGCUGUGAUCUCCGGUCUCAAGCAUGACAGGUUCAGAGAUAGUUUGAUCAAACAUGUUGCCACCACCUUUAGCGAGGAAAAGGAUGAGGAUGGCGCAGAACAGAGGUCCGAUGUUGACCUCCCCAAUGAGAGUCAGAAGGCCGAACUCAACACCCCCGCAACAAUCUACAGCUCAGAAAGGAAUGUGAAUGAGUAUGUUCAGAGAGCUGAACAACUGAGGUUUGUCAGAGAGCAGAGGUCGCAGCCUCAAGGAGUCCGCAAUCCCCUAAAUAGACAAGGUGUGGGAUAUCAGCAAGCCACACCUCCGCUCCCACCACUAGCUAGAAUCAUACACAUGAUUACGGGAGGCCUUGAAGCAGUUGUUACACCCCACAAUGAUCCCUUGGUCACUUCUGUCAUAAUUAACAACUGUGAAGUACAGCGUGUCCUUGUUGAUACCGGAAGUGCACCAAAUAUCAUGUACUUCCAUUGUUUCGAGAGUCUUGGGCUGGAUCCAGCGUUGUUGCAGAAAUAUGAUGGUCCUAUUUAUGGCUUCAACAACCAACCUGUUCCGGUGGAAGGAGUUCUUACCCUCCAUGUGGCUUUUGGGAGUGGCCGAACCUAUGUAACCCCUUCAGUCCGCUGUGGUUUCCCAGUCUCACCUCUGUAUGAAGUUCCCAACUCCUAUGGGAAUAGCAACACUGUGAGGAAACCAGGAGGUGGCCAGACAUUGUUAUAUCACCUUAAGAUCGUCGAUAAUCGACCGGACGAUGAAACCAGAGCUGCUCCGAUCAAAGAUGUUGAAGAAGUGCUCAUUGAUGACAGAGAUCCGAGCCGAAAGAUGCAAAUCGGAACUAGAUUGAACCCGAAAGAGAGAGCAGAGCUGAUAGCUUUUCUCCGAGCUAACAAUGAUGUAUUCGCAUGGACUUCGGCAGAUAUGCCAGGAAUUCCAAAAUCAGUGUCUCAACAUAAGCUCAGCACCAACCCAUUGAAGAAAACCAGUGGCCCAGAAGCGAUGUCUCUUCGGGGAGUCCUAGUGAAGAAGGCAAACGGUAAAUGGCGAAUGUGUAUCGAUUACACAAAUCUUAACCACGCCUGCCCUAAGGAUUGUUAUCCGAUGCCGAGCAUUGACAGAUUAGUUGAAGCGGCUUCAGGCAAUGAGAGGUUAAGCCUCUUGGAUGCAUAUUCUGGCCGGAAAGCAGAAGACCAUCUAGCCGAUCUUGAUGAAACCUUCAACAACCUCAGAAAGAACAGGAUGCGGUUGAACCCAGCCAAAUGUAUUUUAGGUGUGGAGUUUGGAAAGUUUCUGGGUUUCAUGGUGUCCCGAAGAGGGAUUGAGGUUAAUCCAGAAAAAAUCAGAGCAAUUGCUGAGAUGGAACCACCGAAAUCAGUAAAAGAUAUACAGAGGUUGACUGGAAGAGUGGCAGCUCUUCAUCGAUUCAUAUCGAAGUCAGUAGAUAAGUGCCUGCCAUUCUUCAAGAUUAUGAGGUCGGCCGCCCAGAAGGAUGAAUCAGGAAAACAGAAGAAAUUUGAAUGGAGUCAGGAGUGCCAGACUGCAUUCGACAAGCUGAAGUCUUAUCUUAGCUCGCCACCUCUACUGACUAAGGCCAUCGAUGGGGAAAUUCUUUAUUUGUAUCUGGGGAUUUCAGAUGAAGCGAUUAGUUCAGUUCUGCAAGGGUUCAGGGGCUGGCGCCUCUUGAUUGGUCCAGAGGGAUACCAAAGUGAACAUGCCCUGAAGUUCAACUUUGAUGCGACAAAUAACAUGGCUGAGUAUGAAGCUCUACUACUUGGUUUACAACUAGCACUGGAGUUGAAAAUCAGUGCAAUUCAAGUGUACAGUGAUUCCCAGCUGGUGGUAAACCAAAUCAACUCUAUCUGUGAAGUUGUUGAUCCUGUGAUGGUGAAGUAUGUAGCCUUGGUGGCCGAGCUGAAGUGCAAAUUCCAGAAAUUCUGUCUGAGUAAAAUCCCCCGAGCUGAGAAUGAACAGGCAGAUUCACUCUCCAAGUUUGCCUCUGAUAGCUCUUUAAGUUCCAGAUCCGUUUUUGUAGAGAUCUUAGAUGAACCAAGCUUUAUGAAGCCUCGGGUGAUGGAGAUUAGCACAAACCCAGACACGCCGAGCUGGACUGAUUCAAUUGUCUCCUUUUUGCGAGAUGGGAUAGUACCUGAAGAUAGGCAGGAGGCAAUGAAGUUGAGAAAGAAAGCAUCUCGGUAUACCCUCGUUGAUGGGGUCCUGUAUAAGAGAUCUUUCUCACUUCCUCUUCUACAGUGUUUAAACCCCUAUGAAGCUGAAUAUGCACUUCGAGAGGUGCAUGAAGGUGUCUGUGGGAGCCAUGUCGGUGCUAGGACUCUGGCUCACAAAGUCUUAAGGCAAGGAUACUACUGGCCAAACAUGCAUAAAGAUGCCACUUACUUUGUUAAGAAAUGCCCGAAAUGUCAAUUCUUCGCACAUUUAACUCACCAACCAGCAGAAGAACUCACGAACAUGGUAGCACCGUGGCCAUUUUCUCAGUGGGGAUUGGAUCUUUUAGGCCCAUUCAUGAAGGGGGUUGGUGGUGUAACUCAUCUCGUUGUUGGUGUGGAUUAUUUCUCAAAGUGGGUAGAAGCUCGGCCUUUAUCUAGUCUUACCUCUAAGAAGGUCGAAGACUUUGUUUUCAGCUCGAUCAUCUGUAGAUAUGGGAUCCCGAAUCAGAUUGUAGCCGAUAAUGGAACCCAAUUCAAUUGCUCUUUAUUCCGAGAUUUCUGUUCCAGUAUAAAGCCGAGAUUGGAACAGCAUAAGGCCAAGUGGGCAGAAGAGCUCAACAACGUCCUCUGGGCAUACAGAACCACGAGCCGAACUGCCACAGGUGAAACACUCUACCACUUGGCCUUUGGUACCGAAGCAGUCAUUCCUGUUGAAAUAGGAGUCCCAAGCCUCCGGGUUACCCAUUUCGAUGAAGGACGAAAUGGACAACUGCUUCAGGAAAACCUUGAUCUGCUUGUUGAAGUCAGAGAAGAAGCUCGGCUUCGAACUCUUGUAUACAAGCAGAAACUAGCCAACUUCUACAAUAAACGGGUCCGCCCUUGAACAUUCAAAGUAGGAGACCUGGUUCUCAGAAAAGCUGGCCUAACGGGGUUUGAAACUCGUUUUGGCAAACUUGCCCCAAAUUGGGAAGGCCCUUAUGCCGUGGCCGAAGUGCCACAUCUUGGCGCCUAUGUCCUCCAAGACGCUGAGGGAAACAGAGUUCCUAGAGUCUGGAAUGUCAAUAACUUGAAGAAAUUUUACCCCUAAUAAAAUUCUUUCAAGAGAUCUAUGUCUUGCUGUUCUCUACGCUUCUCACUUCAUGUUAGUUGAGAUUCAUUUUACCUCUUAUUCUAUGUAUCUGAGGUCAAUCAGUUCAUUCAUUCCUUGAACCUCAUUUCUGUUAAUAAAUGUCACUUGACAUU
Rubroshorea leprosula is the source of this 4440-nucleotide messenger RNA. Lineage: Eukaryota; Viridiplantae; Streptophyta; Magnoliopsida; Malvales; Dipterocarpaceae. The record is from the annotation of a GenBank genome assembly.